Molecule: messenger RNA, 6758 nt
Organism: Vespa velutina
Lineage: Eukaryota; Metazoa; Arthropoda; Insecta; Hymenoptera; Vespidae
Gene: Err
Product: steroid hormone receptor ERR2
Exons: 12
Coding region: 1244-2710 (488 amino acids)
Biological process (GO): regulation of DNA-templated transcription
Molecular function (GO): sequence-specific DNA binding; DNA-binding transcription factor activity; zinc ion binding
Source: RefSeq, a predicted model, not a curated record
CCACAUGCGCAACGAAUAGAAGUCAUCGGGGUUUUCUGCUUCUACUGAGCCGUGGAAUCGGCCAUUACUCUAAUAUUUCUCCCGCGAACAAAUACCUUCAAUCAACGAUGAAGAAACAAAAGAGUCUGCAAAAAUUAGGACAAUUGCAUUUAUAUCGCUUAACAUAUUUAUAUUACGUUUAAUGAAUAUUUUUUUACGUCGUAAAAAAAAUUUUUUUUAUAAAACAUUGAAAAUAAUAAUUUUCAAUGAAUUGAAGAAUAUUUCGAAUUUCUACAAUUUGAGGAUCGCCGUAUGAGUCAGAUAAAUAUAUACAUAUAUACAAAGUGAAUGAAUAAAUCACUUGAGGAUCAUUUAUCUAUUGAUUUAUUAUAGAGAAAAUGUUUCUCCGUUAUUUCUAAAAUUCGUUACAAAAAAAGAAAAAAGAAAAAAAAAAAAAAAGAAAAAAAAAAGAAACCAGAAAAAAAAGGAAAAAAGAAAAGAAAAGAAAACCCCGAGAAAGGGAAAAAAAAAUAAAAUAUGAGAAAAAGGUUACUUCGUUUGGUGAUAUUGAAUUACCUUGUAUAAAAUAUUAAUGGAUAUUUUCCGAACGUCUAAUGCAUUAUAUACGUUUAUGUUUGUCGAUAAUGAUAGUUAUUCGAACGAAAUUACGUUUGCUUCCUUUGUCAAAAUUAAAGAGAAAAUGUUUGGGGGAGGAGGAUAAAAUGGGAAAAAAAUAAUAGAGACAAGAGGUAGCUUUCAGCUAUCCCGUUCACCGAGGUAUCAUAGAUGCGACUUCGUGUAUGUAAGUAUAAUACAUACAUACAUACAUAUGUACAUACAUAUGUACAUAUAUACAUACGUAGAUACAUACAUACGUGCGUAACAGAGCACCGGUAGCAUGAGAAAGCGAGAGUGCCAUAUCGAUCCGAUUUGUUCCUACGUCUACCUACCUCAACCCUGACUUGGCCUCUCCGUUUCGUGGAUCGAGUAAAAUGGGACACCCGGUAUAUGAUCGUGGAGAUCCCGAUAGAGAGGAAAUAGCGAAGAAAAGUUAGCGAGUCCUACGCCGGUGGGCUGUUUUGGGCGGACGACGGCUGUGCACAAAAACGGCGGCAGUCAAGUUCAAGGCCACCGCCCCCUCCAGCAGGUCCAUGGCCGCCGCCACCGCCGCUAUUGCCGCUGCCGCCGCCGCCGCCGCCGCCACCGCCGCCGCCGCUACCACCGUCGCCGCCACCGCCACCUCCAUCACCGGCUACCCCCACCAAUGACCAUCGCGAUAUACCCACGAUCUAUUGUGAAAAGGAGCGAGAACGAUAUGGAGGCCUGGAUGUACGACGUGGUUUGUAUGAUGUCUGGCGCUACUACCGAAGGUAUGAUAUGCUACAACAGAACCAUGCCAAACAUUAAACAAGAAGUCGACAACCCCGCCACGCCUACACAAAACUAUCAAGUUUGUUCACCGACCACUACACUGCAAAAUCAGGAGGCAAUUUGCACAAAAAUGGAUGUGCCGCCUGAUUACGGCGGCGGUGGUGGUGGUGGUGGUGGUGGUGGUGGUGGCAGUGCUUGUAGCGGAAAUGGAGGCGCUGGUAGUGGAAGUCCAGGUAGUCCAGAGAUGCAUCACUGUUCAUCGACGACUCAACCUUUAGGAACUCCCGAGGAAGGCAUCAAGGAGGAAGACAUGUUGCCCAGGCGAUUAUGUCUCGUUUGCGGAGACGUUGCAAGUGGAUUCCAUUACGGUGUCGCAUCUUGCGAGGCAUGCAAAGCUUUCUUUAAGAGGACUAUACAAGCGAGUAACUUUACAGGUAACAUUGAAUAUACUUGCCCGGCAAACGGAGAAUGCGAAAUAAAUAAACGUAGAAGAAAGGCGUGCCAGGCGUGCAGAUUUCAAAAGUGUCUUCGCCAGGGAAUGCUAAAGGAAGGUGUGCGAUUGGAUCGGGUUAGAGGUGGCAGGCAAAAAUACAGAAGAUCUACGGAUCCUUACAUCCCUGUGAAAACGGCUACUCUGGAAGCGAGCGUAGCAUCCGGAGGAUCUGGGGAACAAAUAAAUAACAAAAUGGUCGAAGCUCUAGCUGCGUGUGAACCCGAUAUUUUACAAGUAUCGAAUCUUUCUCACACUUUGGAUACAGAUCAAAGGAUACUGGGACAGUUGUCGGAUUUAUAUGAUCGCGAAUUAGUUGGAAUUAUCGGUUGGGCUAAACAAAUACCGGGGUUCAGCAGUUUAGCUUUAAACGAUCAAAUGCGGCUUCUACAAAGUACAUGGGCGGAAAUUCUAACUUUCAGUUUAGCGUGGAGAAGUAUGCCUAAUAAUGGCAGAUUGUGGUUCGCUCAAGAUUUCAGCUUGGAUGAACGUCUGGCACGUGAAUGCCAUUGUACAGAGCUAUAUACGCAUUGCAUCCAGAUCGUAGAAAGGAUUCAACGAUUGGGUUUGAUCAAAGAAGAGUACUAUGUGCUGAAGGCAUUGAUUCUGGCGAAUAGCGACGCUAGAUCGGACGAACCUCAAGCUCUAUAUCGUUUCCGCGACACAAUAUUAAAUUCCCUUUCGGACUGCGUAGCAGCCGUAAGGCCAGGACAGGCGUUACGUGCUACGCAAAACAUGUUCCUAAUACUGCCUAGUCUUAGACAGGCCGAUGGAAUUGUAAGGAGAUUUUGGUCGAGUGUUUAUAGAACGGGCAAAGUGCCGAUGAACAAGCUCUUUGUAGAGAUGUUGGAAGCUGCCUAUUAUCGAUGAAACAACUAGAACCUGGUCGAAUAUUAUCAUUGAAAUCGAACGAGUUCGUCAAAGUUAUCAUUAAUAGUCGAUGUAUAAUAAACAUCACGCGGAAAUAAUAAAGGUGUUACUCACGUUUUCGAAACUAAAGGGAAUGACAAGUGAGUGAUAAGUGAGAGGAACAGUGCAGUUCUGUUCUUUUUUUUUUCGAACAGACUCGCGAACAAAAAGUUCUUUAUUUUUCAAAGGUGAAGCGUGGAGUGAUUUCGACCAGUGUUUCCCAACGAUCAUCGAACCUUGCGUAUAGUUCUGAGAUACCGUUAGCUGUCUUUGUUUAAAGUAACCAAGCUUUCCUUUUCAAGUACCCCUUUUACAGGUAUAGGAAAGGGAAUGUGAUUUCAGCAUAAAACGCGGAGAGAAUAAAAUGCGAGGAGCCUACGUUUAGAGGUAUCAUUAUAGGAUAGUAUAUAGUCUGUUGAUCGAUAGAUCGCAUUACCAAAUAAAUAUGUUUUUGUUUACACACUUGAUCAUUAUGAUCGUGACAUCGAGUCAAUGAUCGUACAAGUCAGAUCGAAGUUUAGUAAUUGUGGUGUUUGAUAAACUGUGGGUGUUUGAUGUUACAUAUUUGCAAUAGAGAUACGCUAAUCAUUUCAUGUUUGUCAUUAAUCUGAAUUCAUAUAUCGUUUCUGGCGGUUAGUUUAGCAAGAGGAAUGUACAUGUGUAACGCUAAUAAUUUAAAAAAAAAAAGAUAAUACAAAUGUUUACUUGGCAUUAUAGGUGGAAUUAAUGUUGAAAGUAAUAAUAAUUAAAACUUAAGCUAGAUGUAUCGAACAUCCAUAGUUACGGCACUUUAAACCUUUAGGGCGUAUCGUUGUACAAAUAAAACCAGUGAUAGGAAUAGGGUUGAUCAAGUUGGAGAGAUAAAAAGAAAGAGAAAGAAUGACUGGAUCGUUCUCGAAUUAGAGCCACGUUGUUUUUUUUUUUUUUAUUUUUUUUCUUUUUUUUCUUUUUUUUUUCUUUCUUUUUUUUUGUUUUUUUUUUUUUUUUCUUUUUUAAAUUUCUUUUGUAUAAGAUACAUUAGGAAUAUAUUUUAAGAACGGACUUUGGCCAGGUUGCCAGGUUCAUGAGAGUAAAAAAGGGGAGUUUAAUUGUUUGUUAAAAUGAUCGCAAAAAUAUUGCGCGUGCCACACAAAAGUGUAGGAGAAUAUAUGUAUAUAUAUGUGUGUGUAUAUAUAUAUAUAUAUAUAUUCAGGGAUCUUUAUUAUCUAGUUAUUACCGUUAUGAGUAUCGCGUGCGGGACGUGUGCAUAGUACUGCUUCUAUGGAAGGAAACUCGUUAUGUAACAAGAGCUACUAUUCUGACGUGAAAGUUCAGUACGAAUUGAAACAACCGAAUAUAAAUUUGUUUUAUAGUGCUUUCUUUAGCAUUAGUUUGCCAUAACAUUUUCACUGAUAUUUGUAUUUUUUUUUUUUCCUUUUUCAUUAUAUUCCCGUGAAAUUAAAAAACGAUAUAAGAAAUCGAAUUAGUUUUAUCGUAAGAAAUAAUCGAUCUUAUUCCUUGUUAUAUUUGAAAUUUAUAUAUCCAUUUUCGUGAUGUAUCAGAAAAAUUCGUAAAAUUAAUUUUUUUUUUGUUGACAAUAUAGAUACGAGCAAUAAAGUAAUCAAUUUUUGCACAAAAGAGAAAGAAAAUAUUAUCGAAUUAAAAGUAACGUACAAAAAGUCGUUCGAAGAAACGGUGAAAAUGUUAUGCAUAAUGGUGUAGUCGUAUCGUAUAUCUAUAUCGUCACUUUUACGGUGCAAUAUAUUGUUCAUUCGCGUCGUUGCAUUAUCCAAAUCAUGGAAAUGUGGCGUUAUUCCUUUAUUUUGACCUUGCUUUUCCUUCUUGUCCUUUUAUCUUACAACGUUUCAUCUAUCCUGCAUUUACGCACGAUGAAUAUUUCAUGAUACUGACUUCCCAUAUCUUAUUCGUAUAAGUUCUUUCAAGUUUUCCUGCUUGAUGAUUUGUUCCUUGUCAUGAAGUAGAUAGCAUAAUAAAUGAAAUGAAAACAUGGCUGUUCAGCCACGGCGAAUUUUAUCUGUGUUCUUUGCAGCUUCCUACGUUUUUUCUCUCUCGUUCAUUACGUGGCUCAUUUUUUAAAUACACACAUAUAUAUAUAUAUAUAUAUAUAUAUAUAUGUGUAUAUAUAUAGUUCGAUUUUUUUUCUCCAUGGAUAAAUUUCACUUUAAGAUGCCAACAGAAAAAAGAAAAAUUGAAAGUAAUCAACGAAAAGGACUGACGCAAGAGAAAUUUUUUCUGAAUCUCUUGCAAAUGAAAUUUUUUUUUUUUCCUAUCGAUAACUAAAUUUUCGUUCAAUUGUUAUAUUAACUUUUCUUAUAAGUUUUAUACUUUCGAUUUAACUAAUAACAAUUCAUUUGUCGCGCUCUUCCUUUUCGUCUUUAUCAAUGUGAAAAUGUUUCUUCUUUAGACUGUGAUAUUUACACAAUAUUUGGCUUUUCUCUUUUGUGAAAUUAUUGGCGUUUCGUAAAAAUUCGAACGUUUUAGUUUAUGAGAUCUUGUAAUAUAUUGAUAUGAAUUUAUCUUGUUUUGCUUUUUUUUUGUUUUUUUUGUUUUUUUUUUUUUUUCUUGUUUUGCUUAAGUUGGUUUCAUAAUAAUUUAUGAACUAUUUCCAUGUAUAUAAAAAUCGAUACGAUAAAUUAAUUUUUCUACUAUCGCGCAUGGUGAAACUAUGUUAACCAGAUUUGGCGAUAAGGGUGGUGUUUCAUAAAGCUUAGCUUAAUUCCCGCGUCGUUGAUCAGCUUUUGUUAUAUCUUGAUAAUCCGAUUCGUUAUGUGAUUUAUUAUUUUCAAGUGGAAUUCAAUGUAUCUAUCAUAUAUACGAUCGUUUAUUAUAAAUCCGACAAUAAGAUGCGAUAUAUGUAAAACUUUCAUAGUGCGAUGAUAUUGAACUAUUAAAUAUCAGACUCGCUGAACUAUUAAAAAUUCGGAAAAGAACGGGUAAGAAUAUUGAAGAAAUAUUUUCUUAAAUCAGAGCAUUCGACAUAAAAGCGAAGAUGUAUUUUUAUGAAACCGACUUUUAUAUGGUUCCCCUUUUUGAAAUUGAGAAAUCUACAAUUUUCGUAAGCUUUUUUCUUUUUUUUUCCCCUCCCACCCUCCUUUAUUUAAUCAUCAUCCAUUCGCCGUGGCAUAGAAUCGUAGUCUCAGGGUUGCAUACAAACAAAUAAACAAACGAUACAAACCUCGACACAUACAAAUAGUUAAGAAUGCGAAUAUAUUUGUGAAGCAAACAUUAUAAUAAUAAUAGUAAUAAUAAAAAGAAUAAUAAUUAUAACAUUAAUAAUAAUAUUAAUAACGAUAACGAUAAGGAGACGAUUAAUGCUGUAACUUACUAUGUUAUAUAAUGAAGCUUAUGUGUUACGAAGAUGGAAAUUAUUUAUGUAUUAAAAAAAAAAAAAAAAAAAAAAAAAAAAAAAAAAAAAAAGAAAAAAAAGAAGAAGAAAAGAAAAGAAAAGAAAAGAAAGAAGGAAAUGCGUAUAUGAAAAUGAAAGAAAGAGAAAAUCUGGCAGAAGUAAAAUUCUUUUGUGUUAAGGAAUUAAGAAUGAUCGACUUUUUUUUGCCCAAAUAAAGUGGGGAUUUCGAUUAUUUGUUUUCAAAAUCGUUAUUCAUUUUAUCCGUCCGCGUAUUUGGCUUCAAAUCAUUCUUCGUGUUCGGACAUUGAUUAUUCAAACGUGCAUAUUUUUCUUUUCAAAGAACAGACAAAAAAGGAUGAAAUUGAUUUAUUUUUGUUACAAUAGAGCGAUUAAAUAGAUGUGUAUGUAAUAUGUACAUUUCGUAUUUGGUGUAAAGAAGAGAUUAUUGAAAUUAACAAGUAAGGAUACGAUCCUAGCUAAAUUAUGUUUCUUUUAUUUCUUUUUUUUUUUUUUUUUUCUUUUUUUCUUUUUUUCUCUAUGUAUACAUUAUUACGCUGAAGAUGACAUAGAUUUUUUUCUUUUGUUGUCAGUGUACAAUAUCGCCCCUUUAUAAAGUGUAAAUAUAUAGUAUAAAUAAAGAAGGCGAAAGACGCUAGUACCAGU